This is a messenger RNA of Melospiza georgiana, 1785 nucleotides long. RefSeq names its product otopetrin 2 (gene OTOP2). Gene Ontology annotation, cellular component: membrane. The transcript is spliced from 6 exons. Gene Ontology annotation, molecular function: proton channel activity. Bases 1 to 1785 code for a protein of 594 amino acids. Lineage: Eukaryota; Metazoa; Chordata; Aves; Passeriformes; Passerellidae. Gene Ontology annotation, biological process: proton transmembrane transport. The record is from RefSeq and is a predicted model, not a curated record.
AUGACCGAGGAGCCCGGGCAGAAGGACAGCGAGCUCGGACACCUCCCCUGCAGCAUGGGCUGCGGGCACAAGGACGACAAAGCCGGCCUGGCUUCGAGCCAGAGUGCCUUCAGCCACCAGCCGCCCUCCACUCCUGCCUCCAAGGAAGUGUGGAAGAAGGGUGGCCGCAUGUUCUCCAUCCUGCUGGCCGUGCACCUGGCCCUGCUGGCCUGCACGCUGGUGAGCAGCGGCGCUUUCGAGAAGAUCGCCGUGCACGACUACGACGUCUUCUUCCUGCUGACAGUCAUGAUGCUGAUUGUCAUCAUCUGGAUCAUCUUCUACCUCGCCGGCACCUCCCGGUGCCCCGGUGCCAUCCUGGGCAAGGACUCCCACGCCGGGCCCAUCUGGCUGAGAGGAGGCCUGAUCCUAUUUGCCAUUUUCAGCCUUGUCAUGGAUGUGUUCAAAAUAGGAUAUUACUCGAGCUUCUACAGCUGCCUGUCUGCAAUCAAAAUCAUCUACCCCAUUGUGCAGGCAAUAUUUGUGGUGGUCCAGACAUAUUUCCUGUGGGUCUCUGCCAAAGACUGCAUCCACGUGCACCUGAACGUUACCAGAUGUGGCUUGAUGCUGACGCUGACUACAAACCUGGCUGUGUGGAUGUCAGCAGUGACAGAUGAGUCUGUCCACAAGGCACAUUCAAAGCUGAAGAAAAACAUGACAGAGGAAAUCUUCAGGUGGCUCCUGAAAGUGGGAAUGAGAAGCAGCUCAGUUGAAGAAUGCAAUUGCAACAGCCAAAUCUGCCAGAUCUUCAAAAAUGGCUACUUUUGGCUGUACCCUUUUAACAUUGAGUACAGUCUCUUUGCCUCUGCCAUGGUCUAUGUCAUGUGGAAGAACGUUGGACGCUUCAUAGACCACCACUCCCACCACAUUCAGCGCCUGAAGUUCAGGCUCUUCCGAAGGACCUUCUUUGUAGGCAUCAUGUUGGGCCUCAUCAUCCUCGUGAGUGGUUUGGGAGUCCUCAUCCUGUACGAGGUGCAGGUAAAUUCCAGCACUGAAUCCAGCAAGAAGAGCCAAGCACUCACCAUGUACUACAUCUUCAACAUUGUUUGUCUGAGCCUGAUGUCUCUUGUCUGCAUCGGUGGCUCCGUCAUCUACCGCUUUGACAAGAGGGACAUGGACCGGCACAAGAACCCCACCAGGACCCUGGACGUGGCCCUGCUAAUGGGGGCAGCCUUGGGGCAAUAUGCCAUUUCCUACUACUCCAUUGUGGCCAUCGUGGCCAGCACGCCAAGGGACACUAUCAGCGCACUCAACCUCACCUACGCCCUCCUCAUGAUCGCCCAGCACACCUUCCAGAACGUCUUCAUCAUCGAGGGCCUCCACCGGCAGCCCCCCAAGGAGGACUGCAAGCACGAGUCUCACCAGAAGGACCUCUACGGGCUCACCUUUGUGAACAUCAACGCCGUGUCCCUGCGGGUGCCCGACACUGGCACCACCUUGGCCGCCAGUGCGGCGCCUGGCACGGAAGCCAUGCACACUUCUGACCUCGUCAGGUCCCUCACUGCCCCCAAGAAGAUGAACUGGAGGAGGAAGUUCUUGAGGGAGAUCUCCAUGUUCCUGCUGCUGAGCAAUAUCAUACUCUGGAUCAUGCCAGCGUUCGGUGCCCGGCCCCAGUUUGACAAUGACACAGAACUGAACUUCUAUGGCGAUUCCAUGUGGCCGGCCAUCGUGGACAUUUGCCUGCCCUUUGGCAUCUUCUACCGAAUGCACGCCGUGGCCAGCUUGCUGGAGGUCUACAUCAUGUCCUAA